GAACUUCAUUUCAAAGCAGUAACAAAAAUCCAUUCAUAAUCAACACCAUGUUCUUAAAGGUAGUUUGUGUGCUAUCUGUAGCUGUCGCGGUAGUGUCUGCCCACGGACACUCGUCCCAGUUUGUCCACAAAUACGACGGACACCAUGAGACUGUAUAUCAUGGACAUGGUCAUCAUGACUACUACACUCACCCUAAGUUCGAGUUCGGCUACAAAGUAGACGACGACCACACGGGCGACCACAAGUCGCAGCACGAGCACCGCGACGGUGACGUCGUCAAGGGCCACUACUCGCUGCACGAGCCUGACGGCUCCGUCAGGGACGUGCACUACUACGGUGAUCAUCACAGCGGCUUCCACGCAGACGUGAAACACAGCACUCACCACAUCGUGCCUCAUCAUCAUCAUUACUAACUGGAAAUUUAGCCGGUCGUCU
This is a messenger RNA of Spodoptera litura, 435 nucleotides long. RefSeq names its product cuticle protein 7-like. Gene Ontology annotation, cellular component: extracellular matrix. The record is from RefSeq and is a predicted model, not a curated record. Lineage: Eukaryota; Metazoa; Arthropoda; Insecta; Lepidoptera; Noctuidae.